This is a messenger RNA of Dentiscutata heterogama, 825 nucleotides long. The record is from the annotation of a GenBank genome assembly. NCBI's taxonomy places the organism in Eukaryota, Fungi, Glomeromycota, Glomeromycetes, Diversisporales, Gigasporaceae.
UCUGUUUUUCCAGUCAGUCGUAUUUUUUCCAACAGUCUCUUACGAGAGUAUAGAAAGGGGCAUUUCCAAAAAAGUAUUUCGUUUCGUUCACAAAAGUUAUCAUAUUCAACUCCUCAUGAAAUUUCAGAAAAAGUUCUUGAAUAUUAUGAAGGCCUGAAAAAUCAUGAUCGAUAUUAUUUAGCCAAAGCCAUAACAUUAGUUGAAUCGUCGCGUAAGGAUCAUAAAUAUCAAGCACAACAAUUGCUCUCCAUAAUUCUCGAUGUACAUCAUUCUUUAAGCAAUGAUGUACCAACAUUCAGAAUUGGCCUUUCUGGUCCGCCUGGCGUAGGAAAAUCUACAUUCAUCGAACGUUUUGGAAUGCAUGUACUUUCUCAGGAUCAUCGUGUAGCUGUUCUUGCCAUAGAUCCAUCUUCAUCUCGGACAGGUGGAUCAAUUUUAGGUGAUAAAACCCGUAUGAUUGAAUUGUCACGCCAAAAUGACGCGUAUAUUCGGCCAUCCGCAAGUCACGGCACACUUGCUAGGAACACUAAUGAAGCUUUAAUCAUGUGUGAAGCUGCUGGUUUCAAUGUGUGUCUUGUUGAAACAGUGGGAGUUGGUCAAUCAGAAACUGUGGUAGCAGAUAUGGUUGACAUGUUUAUUUUGAUGGUUCCGCCUGCAGGUGGAGAUGAAAUACAGGGUUUGAAAAAAGGCAUUGUUGAAAUUUCUGAUUUGGUAGUUGUCAACAAAAACGAUGGUGCUAUGGAAACUGCAGCUAGAGAAGCAGUUGCCGAAUAUACCAGCGCCCUAAAGUAUCUCCGGCACAAUACACCAUUUUGGACACCUCGG